AUGGCCGCUCUUCCCCCGGAAAGAACAAUUAUCGAUAGGGCGUUUACUACAACUGGUGUGGACUUUGCUGGUCCCUUUGAGAUAAAAUCGUUUUGGGGUCGGGCUUGCAAAAUUACAAAAGGAUAUGUUUGUGUAUUCGUAUGCUUCUCGACCAAGGCUAUUCAUUUGGAGGCAGUAUCGGAUUUGUCCACAGCCAGUUUUAUAGCCGCAUUACAUCGCUUUAUAGCGCGUCGAGGUUGUCCAGGUACUAUAUUUUCGGACAAUGGCACAAAUUUCGUAGGAGCUUCACGUGAAAUUGACCGGAAUUAUAGUCGUUUCAUUCGUGAAAGUUGUGAUUCAGCAUCAGAGGCUCUUGUUCAACAGGGUGUCGUAUGGAAAUUCAUUCCAGCUGGUGCACCACAUAUGGGUGGUCUAUCGGAAGCCGGAGUGAAAAGUUUUAAGCAACAUUUCCGAAAACAUUGUCGAAAUCUUCGGUUUACCUUUGAAGAAAUGGCGACAGUAUUAGCUCGCAUAGAGGCUUGUUUGAAUUCGCGGCCGCUUUGUCCUAUGUCAGACGAUUCGGGUGAAUUAGUUUCCUUAACACCCUGUCACUUUCUUAUUGGUGGCGACACUAUCACCAAAUUUAGUGGUGAGAAUUCAUUGUGUCGGACCAUCAUACCCAGUUCGGUCAGUGUUAGACCCAUGCGCUGUCCAAAGUCAAAUAUGUGCCUCAAUGGUUGA
Musca domestica (house fly) is the source of this 720-nucleotide messenger RNA. RefSeq lists its product as uncharacterized. Lineage: Eukaryota; Metazoa; Arthropoda; Insecta; Diptera; Muscidae. The transcript has 2 exons. Gene Ontology annotation, molecular function: nucleic acid binding. The coding region runs from base 1 to 720 and encodes 239 amino acids. The record is from RefSeq and is a predicted model, not a curated record. Gene Ontology annotation, biological process: DNA integration.